AUGGGUUAAGAAUUUUAUAAUAUGUAAAAUAUUAAAAAGCAAAAAUCUAUUUUUGAUUAGACAUUUAGUUAAAGAGCAACAACUACAGCAGAAUCAAGAAGGACUUGCAAAAUUCCUAUACAAAUUAUUGAUUUUAAAAAUAAAUUUGAAACCUAUCUGUCUGGAUAAACGACAUGCGUAGAUGUUAUUAAAUAUAACAACAGCUUGCCAACAAAAAAGUAUAGAAAUGUAUAAUCAAUUAUUAUAUUCAGAGUCUUUUCGCCAAAAGAAAAACUCUUCAUGUUGGAAAUACAAUGACAUAAUAAGAACAAAUUAUCGAUUACAACAACAUCAAAGAAUUUAUUGUUGAUCAUGAUUAAAACUACACUGAAAUCAAGAAAACUCUCAAUACUUAUCCUUCUCUAUCAGAACGAAAAUCUUCUAAAUAAGGAUUGAGAACUUAUAUUAAAAGUGAUUAUUAGGAAAAUAAACGAUUAAAUCAUUUGAAUCUAAUAGCAGAAGAUUAUCGAUCACGAAUUAAAAAUAAUAAUUUAGUGUCUAGUCCUGAUCAAUUGAGUACGAUAUUAUUUUAUAGUAGUAUUCAAGAAUAAAAUAAAAGCUAGAACUAAGCAUAUGGCAUUAAUAAGGUAUUAAUUUAAUGUUCAAUAGACCUAAAUUGGAUUCAGCAAACAUGUAAUCUCGAAUUAAGUAAUUAAAACUAGAAAAUGGAAUAAAAUAGCCAAUAGUAGAUGUUUAUUAAAAAGUAAACAAAGAUAAUUAAAAAUAUAAGUUAUUUCGAGCUACAUCUGAUCAUUUUAUAGACGCGUUAAAUUUAAAUUGUAAUGUGAAAACCUCUGAGUUGGAAAAAAUAGGAGAAUUGGAUUUCUAUGAGUAAUGGAAUUUAAUAAAUAAAAUUUAGAUUAAAUAAAAAUAAAAAUGCUGUGUCAGAUAGACAAAAUUUAAAACCCUCUUUAUUAAAUGGGAAUAUAAAAUAGUUGAAACAUAAUAAAAAUUGUCCUACAAAUCAAGUUGAUGAUUGCGUCUUAGAUGAAUCUAUAAUUUCAGAGACAGAAGGUUUUCUUUUAUGAUAUAUUAAGCUAAAUUAAAUAUCUUUUAUGGUUUAAGCAAAGAUUUCUAGAAAAAAAUGAUGAAUCGAAAUGAGAAUCCAAAUAAAAUAGUAAAUAUCAUAUCCAAAAUUGACUAAAUUAGGGACAACAUCUAUUAAGUCAAUAAAAAUAAAUUAUAUUGUGAUUGA
This is a messenger RNA of Paramecium sonneborni, 1234 nucleotides long. NCBI's taxonomy places the organism in Eukaryota, Ciliophora, Oligohymenophorea, Peniculida, Parameciidae. The record is from the annotation of a GenBank genome assembly.